Molecule: messenger RNA, 949 nt
Organism: Ctenopharyngodon idella (grass carp)
Lineage: Eukaryota; Metazoa; Chordata; Actinopteri; Cypriniformes; Xenocyprididae
Product: zinc finger protein 239-like
Exons: 2
Coding region: 74-949 (291 amino acids)
Biological process (GO): central nervous system development; regulation of transcription by RNA polymerase II
Cellular component (GO): nucleus
Molecular function (GO): DNA-binding transcription factor activity, RNA polymerase II-specific; RNA polymerase II cis-regulatory region sequence-specific DNA binding
Source: RefSeq, a predicted model, not a curated record
CAGACGAGCAUCAGAGCAUCAGGAAGAGCUGAAAUCUGCAAAGACUUAGUUUAUUAAAGAGGACAGUGAGAACAUGAGUGAUCCAGAACCCUGCAGAAUGAAACACACUGAAGAUACUGAAGAACAAAGAGACCUGAUGGAAGUGAAGGAGGAGAGUGAAGUGGAGGAGAAACGUCAUGACAAAUCUGUAGAAAAACCUUUGAGUCGCUCGAAGACUAAAAAGGCAUUUUUAAAGAAAACAAGAGCCAAGAAAUCUACAACCUGUACUCAGUGUGGAAAGAGUUUCACAACAAAGCAAAGUCUUGAGAUUCACAUGAGGAUCCACACCGGAGAGAAGCCAUUCACAUGUGAUCAGUGUGGGAAGAGUUUCACACAAUCAUCACACCUUAAAGAACACAUGAGAGUUCACACUGGAGAGAAGCCGUUCACAUGUGAUCAAUGUGGAAAAACAUUUGUUAAGACGUCAAAUCUGAAGACACACCAGGUAGUUCAUACGAAGGAGAAGCCACAUUCAUGUUCUGUGUGUGGAAAGAGUUUUUCACUGCUGCAGAGUUUACAAGAACAUCAGAAAAUACAUACUGGUGUGAGAGAGUACAUGUGCUUUGAGUGUGAGAAGACUUUUACUACAGCAAAAUGUUUAAAACAGCACCAGAGAAUUCACACUGGAGAAAAACCUUACAAGUGUUCAUACUGUUACAUGAGAUUCAUUCAGUCAUCAUCUCUGAAAACACACGAGAGGAUCCACACUGGAGAAAAACCUUACAAGUGUUCACACUGUGACAAGAGAUUCAGUCAGUCAUCAUAUCUGAAAACACACGAGAGGAUCCACAGCAGAGAGAAGCUGCACACGUGUGAUCAGUGUGGAAAGAGUUUCACUAUUAAACGCUACCUGAAGAUACACACGAAGAUCCAUGCAGUGGAGAAACCACAUCACCACAUUCUGAAAUAA